AUACAGUCAGCUUCAAUGAAGAGGAAAACAUUUCCCUCCCCUCAAUGGGACAUUUAAAAAAAAAACUUUAAAUGUCCCAGCUUCCUCCUCAGGGAACCAGAUCAAAUACUGCGUGAAGUGAGUGGGAAGACAUCAGUAUACCAUAUCAAACUGGAUCCCAAAUCCAGUUUGCUCCAUCCCUACUGGCUCCGCCCCCUUCUGGGUAAUGGGUCCGCCUCUCACGCCCAUUGAUCAAGCGGUCCACUCGCCGCUGCGAAGGACAGAGCCCCUGGACUCCCAGGUUCCUGGCCAGGGAGGUGCAGGAAAAGGAGAGACCUAUCUGCCAGGGUGAGCGUGGCCUGAGGGUCAAGCUGCUGGUCCUGGGAUGCCCCAGCCCAAGCCCAGUGAGCAGGAGGGGGAGAGCAUGAAAGCCGGCCAGGAGCCAACUCCCCAGCCUGGAACAGAUGUGGUCCUAGCAGCCCCCAGGAAGCCCAGAAAAUGCUCCAAACUGGUCCUGCUGACAGCCUCCAAAGACAUCGCCAAGGUGGCUGGGGCCAAGCGCAAAGGAGUGCACUGCAUCAUGUCUCUGGGGGCGCCAGGCCCCGCCACCCUGGCCAAGGCCCUCCUCAAGACUCAUCCUGAGGCUCAACGAGCCAUUGAAGCAGCCCCCCAGGAGCCUGAGCAGAAGCGCAGCAAGCUGGACCCGGGGGCUAAAAUCUCAAGAAAGCCAAGAUGGAGUGUUCAUGGCUAUACGUCUUUGGGGACCAUAGAAUUCCCAACCUCCCACCCACAGCUGGAGAAGUACUGAGGAGUCAAAAACGACCUUGGUAUGAGGACUCUAUACAGGUAGCCCAGAAGACAAUGCAUGGUCUGGGGUGUCUUCUUCAAGUCCUGAGGAGACCACUGUGCUCCCCACGGCACCCAGCACUUCCCCAUAACCUUGGCAACUGCUGCAGCAUGUGCUGCCCACUGUGUCAGCAAGAAAGAAAAAUAAGAGAAAAAAUAAAAGAAGCUGUAUACUA
Molecule: messenger RNA, 1001 nt
Organism: Mesocricetus auratus (golden hamster)
Lineage: Eukaryota; Metazoa; Chordata; Mammalia; Rodentia; Cricetidae
Gene: Flywch2
Product: FLYWCH family member 2
Exons: 4
Coding region: 365-787 (140 amino acids)
Source: RefSeq, a predicted model, not a curated record